AUGGGAAAAAAGCUUUCGGGAGCACAGAAUAGAAAACGAAAGGCAGAGGAAAUCGCUGCUAAAAAAAAGGAACAAAAUAGUAUGGAAAAGUUCUUUAAACCUAUUGAUAACAAACCAAUAGAAUCUUUUGAAAAAUCAAAUGAAACUUUUGAUUCCGAAUUAAUGGAUAGUGGUACCUAUAAACAAAAACCUAGUUUAGACAUAGAAAAAAAUGAAAUUCAAACACAAUAUGAUGAACUCAGAUUUGACGACGACUUAGAUGUUCUAAAUGAAAGUACUGUUUGUGAUGUCAGUUAUUUGGAAAAUCCAGCCGAGUGGCCAUUAGCAAUAAAUAUGAAACGUAAUAUUAUAGAUAGAAUAGUAAUGAUUGGUCCAAAAAAAAUAUUUGAAAAUAUAUCUUAUCCGCUAGAUGAGCAUAAAAGGCAUUUUUCUAAUUUUCAUGUAUAUCGUAGUUGUGAAAAUGUUGAAAAAAUUAAAAGACGAUGGUUAAUUUAUUCAAAAACUUCUGAUAAAGUAUAUUGUUUUUGCUGCAAACUAUUCAAGCCAGAUAGUGGAACAUCGUUAGGACACAGGGGUUGUAAUGAUUGGAAGCAUAUAGGGUCUAUAUUAAGUGAUCAUGAAAAAUCUACACAUCAUUUUAUUGCUACUAGCAUAUGGAUUGAAUCUGAAACCCGUCUAAAAAAAAUGCUUGUAUAG
Macrosiphum euphorbiae (potato aphid) is the source of this 696-nucleotide messenger RNA. The record is from the annotation of a GenBank genome assembly. Lineage: Eukaryota; Metazoa; Arthropoda; Insecta; Hemiptera; Aphididae.